Molecule: messenger RNA, 237 nt
Organism: Penicillium canescens
Lineage: Eukaryota; Fungi; Ascomycota; Eurotiomycetes; Eurotiales; Aspergillaceae
Exons: 1
Coding region: 1-237 (78 amino acids)
Source: RefSeq, a predicted model, not a curated record
AUGAUGCAAGACACUGGUCUCACGAGGCCAUGGAAAGCCUUUGUGAAAAAAAAAUCCUCGGAGUUGAUUAUAAACCCCGAACCAAGCGGGGCUCACCAGGGCCAAGCUGCCCUGGGGGCGGAAGGAGCCGAAUGGAAGCGCCCUUCAGGCAGCGGCCUAGGGCCCACUGGGUCCUUGUCCAUGGUGGAGAGGGCUUUCCACCUGUCUGCUGGUGGAAAUCGAGAGAUGAUCCAAUGA